Messenger RNA from Melampsora larici-populina 98AG31, 3719 nucleotides. RefSeq lists its product as uncharacterized. Gene Ontology annotation, cellular component: U2 snRNP; nucleus. The transcript is spliced from 14 exons. Lineage: Eukaryota; Fungi; Basidiomycota; Pucciniomycetes; Pucciniales; Melampsoraceae. Bases 7 to 3639 code for a protein of 1210 amino acids. The record is from RefSeq and is a predicted model, not a curated record. Gene Ontology annotation, molecular function: U2 snRNA binding; protein binding. Gene Ontology annotation, biological process: mRNA splicing, via spliceosome.
GCCGAGAUGCAUCUUUAUAAUCUCACACUCUUGCCACCGUCCGCCAUCACCUGCGCUACUGUCGGUUCAUUCUCAGGGACUCGCCAGCAGGACAUAUGUAUCUGUCGAGGUGGCACCCGACUGGAACUUCUCAGGCCGGAUGCCUCCACUGGAAAGAUGAAUUCGGUGAUCUCUUCUGAUGCAUUCGGGACGAUACGGUCGCUCACGUCUUUCAGGCUAACCGGAGGCACCAAAGAUUACAUUAUUCUUGGAUCGGAUUCUGGAAGGAUUGUCGUGUUGGAGUUCGAUCCGGUGUUGAACGCGUUUGUAAAAGUUCAUCAAGAAACAUACGGAAAGUCUGGCGCACGAAGAGUCGUACCAGGACAAUAUUUGGCCACGGAUCCAAAAGGUCGAGCUGUGAUGGUUGCCGCCAUGGAGAAAAGUAAAUUGGUGUACAUCCUGAACCGAGAUUCUGCUGCAAAUUUAACUAUCUCAUCUCCUCUGGAAGCACACAAGUCCAACGCUAUCAUUCAUCACAUUGUGGGGGUCGACGUCGGAUUCGAAAACCCUCUCUUUGCUGCACUUGAGGUGGACUAUGGCGAAUCAGAUCAGGAUCACACAGGCGAAGCCUUCAAUUCAGCUGAAAAGAUGUUGACUUACUACGAACUCGAUCUAGGCCUGAAUCACGUGGUCCGGAAGUGGUCCGAGCCCACAGAGCCUCGGGCAAACAUGUUAUUGCAAGUUCCAGGUGGACAGAGCGCUACACACGCUGAUAAGUUUGAUGGACCCUCCGGGGUGCUGGUAUGUUGCGAGGAUAUGAUCAUCUACAAGCACCAGAAUGUGAAAGAGCACAGAGUGCCGAUUCCCAAACGGAACACCCCUUUCAAUGACGUAGAACGAGGUGUUAUCAUUGUGGCCGCAGUGAUGCACAAAAUGCGGGGGGCCUUUUUCUUCCUCGUGCAAACCGAAGAAGGGGAUCUAUUCAAAGUCACAAUUGAUCAUGAAGACGAAGAAGUACAAGCUUUGAAGAUCAAGUAUUUCGAUACAGUUCCCGUUUCUUCAAGCCUCACAAUCCUCAAGUCCGGGUUCUUGUUUGUUGCUGCCGAAAUGGGCAACCACUAUCUUUAUCAGUUUGAAAAAUUGGGCGAUGACGAUGACGAAACCGAGUUUUCGUCGGAGCAGUAUCCCGACAAUGGUUGCAGCGAUGAACCACUACCCAAGGCUUUCUUCAAACCUCGCCCACUACAGAAUUUGGUCUUGUCGGAUGAAUUGGAAUCCCUGGCACCAAUCAUCGAUGCUAAAGCUGCAAAUCUUUUAAACACAGACUCUCCUCAAAUCUUGACCAGCUGUGGGAGGGGCUCUCGCAGCUCUCUUCGAAUAUUAAGGCAUGGCUUAGACGUGUCUGAGAUUGUUACAUCAGAUCUUCCUGGACCCCCCACCAACGUAUGGACUACCAAAUUGAACGAUGACGAUCUUUUCGACCGUUAUAUAAUUUUGGGCUUCUUGAACGCCACCCUUGUGUUGUCGAUUGGUGAAACAAUCGUAGAGGUCUCUGAUACGGGCUUCCUGACCAACUCCCCCACGAUCUCCAUUCAACAAUUGGACAAGAAUGGCCUAUUACAAAUUCAUCCCACGGGAAUUCGUCAUAUCCAUUUGAAUGGGGGGGUCACAGAAUGGAAAGUCCCCGCGGGACGUAAAAUUGUUGUGUCCACUUCAAAUCAAAGACAGGUCGUAGUGGGAUUAAGUGGAGGCGAGCUGAUCUACUUCGAAUUAGAUCUGGAGGGUCAAUUGAAUGAGUAUCAAGAGCAAAAGGAGAUGGGCUCUACCAUCACAACACUGUCUUUAUCUGAAGUGCCGAAGGGUCGACAACGAACUCCAUUUUUGGCCAUUGGACUCGAGAACCUGACCGUCCAGAUCAUUUCACUUGACCCGAAUUCGGUUCUGGAAACCAUCAGUUUACAAGCCUUGACCUCGGUCCCUAGUUCAAUUUGUAUCGCCGAGCUAUUGGACUCAUCGAUUGACAAGAAUAAUGAGACACUAUUUGUCAACAUCGGUCUGUCAAAUGGAGUGCUUUUACGAACUGUACUAGAUUCCGUUAACGGUCAACUCACGGAUACUCGUACUAGGUUCCUAGGCUCUCGGCCUGUCAAGCUUUUGAGAGUCAAGGUCGAUUCAAAGACCAGUGUGAUUGCACUCUCUUCGCGCACGUGGCUGAACUAUACGUAUCAGAAUAUGUUACAAUUCAAUCCUUUGAUUUACGACUCUAUCGACAACGUCCACAGCUUUAGCGCUGAGCUGUGUCCAGAAGGGUUGAUUGGUAUUGUGGGAAGCUCUUUGCGCAUUUUCACUAUCCCCAAAUUGGGGAUCAAAGUCAAGCAGGAUUCGAUGCCUCUUUCUUACACCCCCCGCAAGAUGAUCUUGGAUCCUGUCACCAAGCACGUUAUCACCAUCGAAUCUGAACACCGAACCAUGUCGCCCAGCGUCAAGGCGGAGCGGCUUGCUGAACAUAAAGCGCAAGGGUUGGAGUUUGACGAGCACAUCUUCAAUGACGAAGUGCUUGGACUGCCAAGGAGCGAACCUGGACAAUGGGCAUCUUGCAUCAGGAUCAGCGAUCCCUUGGAGAAAACUACCUUGACGAAGAUAGAGUUGGAGAAUAACGAAGCUGCUACUUCCGCGGCCAUUGUCUCGUUCGCCAAUCAGGACUUGCAAGGGCCACUCUUAGUUGUAGGGACAGCAAAAGAUGCAUUUGUGCAGCCGCGUACUUGUCGAAACGGAUAUCUCAGCGUGUUCAAGUUUACGGACAAUGGGAAGGGCUUAGAAUUGUUACACAAGACGGAGGUCGAUGAUAUCCCUACUGCUAUCAUUGGCUUCCAAGGACGCCUUGCAGCUGGUAUCGGUAAAGCAUUGCGGAUAUUUGAUCUGGGAAAGAAGAAGCUCCUUCGCAAAGUCGAAAACAAAACCUUUUCAGCCGCAAUAUCAUCCCUAUCAACCCAGGGUCCGCGAUUGUUAGUUGGUGAUGCACAAGAUAGCAUAUCCUACGCGGUUUACAAGCCUGCAGAAAAUCGUUUGCUUGUUUUUGCAGAUGAUAUCUCUCCACGUUGGACCACGUGUGCAACAAUGGUAGACUACGAUACUUGUGCUGGAGGAGACAGGUUUGGAAACGUGUGGGUCAACCGGAUACCAAAGACUGUAUCAGAUGAAGUUGAUGACGACCCCACUGGGGCAGGUAUUAUGCAUGAGAAGGGUUAUUUGAUGGGUGCUCCGCAUAAAGUCAAGAAUUUGGUUCAUUUUCACCUCAACGAUAUCCCUACCUCGAUGGAAAAAACUUCUCUGGUACCUGGUGGUCGUGAAGUCUUGCUCUACACCGGGCUACAGGGCACAGUCGGAAUUCUUAUACCGUUCUUGUCAAAAGAAGACGUAGACUUCUUCCAGACGCUCGAAAUGCACAUGCGGUCAGAACUACCCAGUCUGGUUGGUCGAGAUCAUCUAGCUUACCGGGGGUAUUACUUCCCGGUCAAAAACUGCGUAGACGGUGAUAUGUGUGAAUCUUUUGCGCUACUACCCAUGUCCAAACAACAACAGGUCGCGGCAGAGCUGGAUCGUAGUGUUUCAGAUGUUCUGAAGAAGAUUGAGGCUGUGAGGGUUUCAAGCGGAUAUUGAUAGAAUGUAAAAAUAUAUGAACCGGACGUGUAUGUUUUGCACCUGUUUAAGGGCGCGUACCUCCUCAAAAUUUAAAAACC